This is a messenger RNA of Pecten maximus, 3871 nucleotides long. RefSeq names its product nucleoporin SEH1-like. Gene Ontology annotation, biological process: positive regulation of TORC1 signaling; cellular response to amino acid starvation. The transcript is spliced from 10 exons. Bases 101 to 1240 code for a protein of 379 amino acids. Lineage: Eukaryota; Metazoa; Mollusca; Bivalvia; Pectinida; Pectinidae. Gene Ontology annotation, cellular component: nuclear pore outer ring; Seh1-associated complex. The record is from RefSeq and is a predicted model, not a curated record. Gene Ontology annotation, molecular function: structural molecule activity; protein binding.
GCCGCGAAGAGCGAAGAUGGAAGAACCAAACGUGUGAUGUUGAACUUGGAAGCUCUACUUUAGAUUUUAAUUACUUUGAAUAUUUUCAUUUAUUAAUACCAUGUUUGUAACACGACAAAUUCCAGCUGAACAUAAAGAUCUUAUUCAUGAUGUAUCAUACGACUUUCACGGAAAUCGCAUGGCGACAUGUUCAAGUGACCAAACGGUGAAGGUUUGGGAUCUCGGUGAAGAUGGCCAGUGGAACUGCACAGCGAGUUGGAGGACACACAGUGGAUCUGUGUGGCGAGUGACCUGGGCCCAUCCGGAGUUUGGUCAAGUCAUUGCCACCUGCUCGUUUGACCGAACGGCUGCAGUUUGGGAAGAGAUUAUUGGGGAGUAUGGCAAGGGUAACCAAAGCAACUGGGUGAAAAGGUCAAGUUUGGUUGACAGUCGAACCUCUGUAACUGAUGUGAAAUUUGCUCCAAAGCAUCUAGGGCUACAACUGGCUACAUGCUCAGCUGACGGAACAGUAAGAAUAUAUGAGGCUCCAGAUGUGAUGAACCUGAGUCAGUGGUCACUACAGAACGACAUACAGACCAAACUGAGCUGUAGCUGUCUGUCAUGGAACAUGUCCAGAAUGCACCCUCCGAUGAUAGCAGUUGGAAGUGAUGAUGCCAGUCCAACAGGCGGCGGUAAAGUUCAGAUUUACGAAUACAACGACAAGACAAGGAAAUGGGUGAAAGUUGAAACAAUCAAUAUUGUGACAGAUCCUGUACAUGACAUCGCCUUUGCUCCUAACCUCGGCAGAUCAUACCACCUUCUGGCCGUAGCCUCUAAAGAUCUCAAAGUCAUCAGCCUUACACCUCUCAGUACACGGGAUGCCCCUCUAGCAGCUAAUCAAGUAAACAACAACAAAUUCACCAUUAAAAGAGUGGCAGAAUUCACUGAUCAUGAAUCAGAGGUGUGGAGAAUAUGUUGGAAUGUGAUCGGGACAGUGCUGGCCUCCUCAGGUGAUGAUGGCUGUGUCCGACUCUGGAAAGCAAAUUACCUAGACAGCUGGCGGUGUAUGGCAGUACUGAAGGGGGACGGCACACACCAGCAGGAUAUGGACCGCCUAUCAGGACUUGCUGCGCUCUCCCAGCAGCCAAGCUUCAACAAUAAUGCACAGCCGGAUGUGGGUGUCAGCGGAAGCGUCAGAUCACCUCCUCCUGUCAAAGGAAACAUGAACAUCAAGAGAAACUCAGGAUGGCCGAAACUUUAACACGAAAAAGGACCAAGGGAAGAUGUACUACUGACCUGGUUUGACAUUUAUAACAAAAAGGACCAAGACAAGAUGUACCACUGAACUGGUCUGAAGAUCAGUGAUGACAUUUAUAACAAAAAGGACCAAGGCAAGAUGGACCACUGAACUGGUCUGGAGAUCCGGUGAUGAUAUAACUACAAUGUAUAUGUCUUAACGAGGCUGUAAUAGACAUUUAGUGUUUAUAAUGUGUUAUUACUAUUACAUUAAUUGUGUUGAAUGAUGAAUAUUACAUGGAGGUGUAGCACAAAUAUCAGGAUGACUAUUUAUGAUACUACAGUUUUAUGAAUUUUGUUUAUUUUAAUCUUGUGGUACACUUGAGAGGUGAUUUUAAUUAUACUUUUUUCAUUUAAGAUUUGUACUCUGUUCAUUGCUCAAUUACAUAUUUUAGAGAGUUACUUCCCCUCAAUUGUGUAUUGAAACACCAUAAUGUGUUCAGUUCGUCAGGGAUACCCAGACUGGAGAUACUUGUGACCUGUUUUAUAACUUACACUCUCCCCAGGCCAGAGAUACUUGUGACCUGUUUUAUAACUAACACUCUCCCCAGGCCAGAGAUACUUGUGACCUGUUUUAUAACUAACACUCUCCCCAGGCCAGAGAUACUUGUGACCUGUUUUAUAACUAAUUCUCUCCUCAGGGCCAGAGAUACUUGUGACCUGUUUUAUAGGUAACACUCUCUCCCAGGCCAGAGAUACUUGUGACCUGUUUUAUAACUAACUCUCUCCCCAGGCCAGAGAUACUUGUGACCUGUUUUAUAACUAACUCUUCCCCCAGGCCAGAGAUACUUGUGACCUGUUUUAUAACUAACACUCUACCCAGGCCAGAGAUACUUGUCACCUGUUUUAUAACUAACACUCUCUCCAGGCCAGAGAUACUUGUGACCUGUUUUAUAACUAACUCUCUCCCCAGGCCAGAGAUACUUGUGACCUGUUUUAUAACUAACAGUCUUCUUUAAACUCUUCGCUAUUAAAUCUCUAUUGGUUUAUCUUUAGUAGUAAGUACUAGUAUUCCUCAUUAGUUUCCAUGGCCAUUGUUAUCAGCUGGACAAACAUUGAACUAUAAACAUGAUAUACAAACGAAAUCUUCAUCAUUUCGUUCCAUGGACAUUUACAUGUUACAUUAGUCAUAACACAUUACACAGGAUAUGGAAGAGUGUGUGUUUGUAUUCACAAGGACGAAACUGAACUUUUGUUAUGUUGAACCCAUUGGUGCUCAAAUCUUCAGUGUGUAUGUAGUUUCUCUACCUAUGUCAGUGUUUCUGUUUCAUAUACUUUUCCUCAUCUUUGUACAUUGUAAAAUGUCUGAAUUUGUAAAUGAUUCCUGUUCAUAGUUUUUAGCUCACCUGCCUGAAGGGCAAGUGAGCUUAUCCCAUGGUGCAGCGUCUGUCGUCGGUCCGUCCAUCUGGCAGUCAGGCCGUGUGGCAUCAACUUUUUCCUUAAAAAACUUCUUCGCAAUAACAAUGAGGCAAAGAGACCUGAUAUUGGUUCUGUUGCAUGCUUGGAUGAAGAGAUACCAAGUUUGUUUAAAUGAAUGACCUUGACCAACAUUCAAGAACACAGGGGUCAACUAUGCUAAAAUCUAUAAACAAUUUCAUGAUAACCAAAAGGCCCAGAGUACCAAUAUUAGGUCUGUAGCAUGCUGGGAUGAAGCCAAGGGCUACCAUGUUUGUUAAAAUGGAUGACCUUGACCUUCAUUCAAGGUCACAGGCACGAAAUAUGCUAAAAUAUAUAAAAACUCAGAUGACCGUUAAGGCCCAUGGGCCUCUUGUUUAUUUACGUUUCCCAAAUGUGCAGUCAAUCAUUUUAUAUUCUUGUUUUUCUUGUUGUUUAUAGAAGGAAACUUGACAAGUGCUGGACUUUGUGUUAUUUGUUUUUGUCGAGUUUUAUUUAUACAGGAUAACAAAGGGUCCAUUAUUCCUAUUACAUUAUAACCUGACUAAACCAGCCCGUCUAAUCUGGAGAUCCCUAUCUAUAUUGGCUUUGUUAUUUUGAUCUAUACAAUUUUUCUCUCAAACUAUAGUAGAUUAUCACCUGACUAAUUUCGACCAGUUGUUUUCUUUUCUCUUCAUAGUACAAUGUUUAUACAUUCAUCUAAAAACCUGUUUAUUCCAGUUAUCUCAAAUUUCUGUUGACACAUACUCCUAUUUUUCUACAUCUGUCGAGAGAUGAAAUGUAGCUUCGGUAUGAUAUUUCCCUUUUAUUCAAAUUUUAGAUAGACACAUGUAAUUAUAAGUUGUUCAAAUGCAGUAUCAUUGUCUUGUGUAUACAAUUUUAUAUGUUAAGAAUUGUGUAAAAUUCCAAGAUAAACCAGCAAAUAUUUCAGCAAUCUGGUAUAGACAGAUUAUGCUGUAGUAUAAUGUCAUAUUAACAUAUACUGUUAUUGUUUGCAGACCAAGUCCCAUUUGUAUUAAUCAUAUAUCUGUUUGUGAGAGAUAACAUCGUCUUGUGUUAUCCUUGAUUGGGUAAUGUAUCAUAGCCAGCCUUAUGCUUUGAAGUUAUAAAUAUUUUGUAUGAUAAAUUUACUCAGUACUGUAUUCUUGUAAUAAAGAAGUCUGGUACUCCUGGUUAGUACCCGAUUACAAUGGUGAAAAUA